Molecule: messenger RNA, 838 nt
Organism: Saccostrea cuccullata (small rock oyster)
Lineage: Eukaryota; Metazoa; Mollusca; Bivalvia; Ostreida; Ostreidae
Product: elongin-B-like
Exons: 4
Coding region: 93-455 (120 amino acids)
Biological process (GO): transcription elongation by RNA polymerase II
Cellular component (GO): VCB complex; elongin complex
Molecular function (GO): protein binding
Source: RefSeq, a predicted model, not a curated record
UCCACUAGGUGGCAGCACCUAAAAUUAAAUUGGUUCCCUUUUUUACUGGGAACGCUGGGGAUUUAGAGUACCAGUUUACCGAAGUAUCCAAGAUGGAUGUAUUCUUAAUGAUUAGAAGGAAAAAGACAACCAUCUUUACAGAUGCCAAGGAGUCCACCCCCGUUAGUGAUGUCAAAAAAAUUGUGGAGGGUAUCCUAAAGAUUAGACCUGAAGAUCAAAAGUUGUUCAAAGAUGAUCAGCCUUUAGAUGACAACAAAACACUAGGAGAUUAUGGAUUUACAUUUGCUACAGCCAGAGCACAGGCACCUGCCACCAUAGGACUGGCUUGUAAACAAGAUGAUGGUGAAUUUGAGCAGUUAGAGAUCACCCCCCUAUCCAGUCCCCCAGAACUACCCGAUGUGAUGAAGCAACAAGACUCCACAUCAGCACACGCACAAGAACAAACGGCGUCUUAAUCUUAUCUGUAGUUAACUUAUUUCUUCUUCAAGUGGUUCAUAGUUUAUAUAAAUGUUCAGACUGAAGCCAAUGGUACAAUUUGUUCUAUCCUUGUGAACAGUGUCCUGCAUAUUGUGUCUAUUCAAGCUUUAAGAAAUAGUUUUGUUCCAUUUGCUAUUCAAUAUGAGCAGCAUUGCAUUAUAUAAUGGAAGCAUUUACUCAAUAAAGUAGGGGAUCAUUUUUGCUGGAAUUAGAUAACAGUUUGUACCAUCUUCAAUUACCCCGUGCUGUGUUACAUAACAAAAAUAAUACUAUGUACAACUUAUUUCCAGUUUGAAAAAUUGUUUCAGUGUUAAGGAAGUUACAUUCUUGUUUUUAAAUAAUUAAAGAAAAAUGUCUCAGA